AUGGCCACCCGCCGCGCCGUCUCCUCCACCCCCAUGGACGUCCCCCCUCCCAACUCGGACGAGAAAUCCAACACCACCCCUGCCGUCCCUACCCCUGUCAUCCUCAAGCUCCUGGGCUUCACAUUCGCCAUGAUCACCCUUCCGAUCGGCACCUACUUCGCCAGCGUCAAUACAAUUUUCGGAGGUAAUGCGACGUUCGCUGGCGCAACCGCCGCGAUCAUGGCGAACGUGGUGCUGAUCGGGUAUAUCAUCGUUGCCAUGCGGGAAGAUCAGUCGGAUCAAUUAGAGAAGGCGAGAGAGGAGAAGAAGAAGGAGUGA
Eremomyces bilateralis CBS 781.70 is the source of this 318-nucleotide messenger RNA. RefSeq lists its product as uncharacterized. Bases 1 to 318 code for a protein of 105 amino acids. Gene Ontology annotation, cellular component: endoplasmic reticulum membrane. Lineage: Eukaryota; Fungi; Ascomycota; Dothideomycetes; Eremomycetales; Eremomycetaceae. Gene Ontology annotation, biological process: vacuolar proton-transporting V-type ATPase complex assembly. The record is from RefSeq and is a predicted model, not a curated record. The transcript is spliced from 3 exons.